This is a messenger RNA of Fusarium poae, 1686 nucleotides long. RefSeq lists its product as uncharacterized. The transcript has 3 exons. NCBI's taxonomy places the organism in Eukaryota, Fungi, Ascomycota, Sordariomycetes, Hypocreales, Nectriaceae. Gene Ontology annotation, biological process: L-leucine catabolic process. The record is from RefSeq and is a predicted model, not a curated record. Gene Ontology annotation, molecular function: methylcrotonoyl-CoA carboxylase activity. Bases 1 to 1686 code for a protein of 561 amino acids. Gene Ontology annotation, cellular component: mitochondrion; methylcrotonoyl-CoA carboxylase complex.
AUGCUCCUUGGUCGCCAAUUCGGCCGCCAGAGCUCCCGCUCGCAUAUACCCUCACAAAAACGAGCUGUCGCAAACCUCACUUCACCACACCAUGCAGGUGCUAUCUCACGGAUUCAAACUUCCGUCGAUACUUCUUCGGAAGAGUUCAAGGAGAAUGAGAAGCAGAUGAGCGAGGUUAUGAGCCGCAUGCAGGAACUCGCCCGUAAGAUCCAGAAGGGAGGAUCUGAUAAGGCCAGGCAGAAGCAUAUCGAGCGCAAAAAGAUGCUCCCCAGAGAUCGAGUUACAGCAUUGAUCGAUCCUGGGACUACAUUUAUGGAGCUCUCUCCUAUGGCUGGAUAUGAUCUUUAUCCUGAAGCUGAGGUGCCAGCAGGUGGUAUCAUCACAGGUGUGGGUGUUGUCGAGGGUGUGACUUGUGUCAUUGUCGCCAAUGAUAGCACUGUCAAGGGCGGUACAUAUUAUCCCAUUACAGUCAAGAAGCACUUGCGCGCUCAGGCUGUUGCCAGAGAAAACAAAUUGCCAUGCAUCUACCUUGUCGACAGCGGCGGCGCCAACCUCCCCCACCAGGCCGACGUUUUUCCCGAUCAGAACCACUUUGGUCGCAUCUUCUAUAACCAGGCCCGAAUGAGUUCAGAGGGUAUCCCCCAGAUCGCUGUGGUCAUGGGUCCAUGUACAGCUGGUGGUGCCUAUGUCCCAGCUAUGAGCGACGAGAGCAUCAUCGUUCAGGAGCAGGGUCACAUUUUCCUUGCCGGUCCUCCUCUCGUCAAAGCAGCGACAGGAGAGGUUGUCAGCCAUGAAGAUUUGGGAGGUGGCAAGAUGCACUCGUCUGUAUCUGGUGUAACAGAUUACCUGGCUGUGGACGAUGCCCACGCUGUGGUGUUGGCCCGACGCUGCAUUAGCAACCUGAACUGGCCCAAGAAAUCACCAGAGACGCAAGCUCCCAAGCCUACAUACUUAGAACCACUCCACAACCCGGAGGAGCUUCUUGGCAUUGCUACCACCAAUCUGCGAAAACCUCUUCCCAUCCGCGAGGUCAUUGCUCGAGUUGUGGAUGGCUCAGAGUUCUCUGAAUUCAAGCGCGACUUCGGUACAACUCUUGUGACUGGCUUCGCUGAGAUUUAUGGCCACAAGGUUGGCAUCGUGGCCAACGAUGGUAUUCUUUUUGCCAAGUCGGCCGUAAAGGGCGCUCACUUCAUCGAGCUCUGCUCUCAGCGUGGCAUCCCACUCGUGUUUCUCCAGAACAUCUCUGGCUUCAUGGUAGGCUCAGAGUCGGAGCGGGAGGGUAUCGCAAAGCACGGUGCUAAGCUUGUGACUGCUGUGGCUUGCGCAGACGUGCCCAAAUUCACUGUCGUCGUUGGCGGUAGCUACGGCGCUGGUAACUACGGAAUGUGCGGGCGAGCAUACAGCCCACGGUUCUUAUGGAUGUGGCCCAACGCCAAGGUAGGUGUCAUGGGUAGCGAGCAGCUAGCUGCUGUUAUGGAAACAGUUGGGAAGACAGUGGAUGCGGGCUUAAAGGAGCGUAUCGAGAAGGAGAGUGACGCCACAUUCUCUUCUGCACGGUUAUGGGACGACGGUAUUAUUCCUCCCCAACAUACAAGACGGUACUUGGGUCUGGGUUUACAGGCUGCUAUGGGAGGUAGGAACGAGGUCAAGGCGGGCGAUACCAAAUUCGGUGUCUUCCGAAUGUAG